GGGCUGAUGGAAUGUCUUCCUGAACAACGUUUGUCCCAGCCCAGCGACACCUGCUGCUCACACGGGAGGGUGAGAUUCCCCAAGUGGGAACCUGGGUCCCUUUAGCUGCUUCUGUGCAUAUACUGCCCUUGACAACUAGGUUUUUUAGAUUCUGUUUGGAAGUACCUCCAUGGAGAAGUCCUGAGGCAAAUGGCCCCGUUUGAGCUUGCUAAGGAGGCACAACAGGCUGACGCGGAACCUGUGGUAACAUCAGGGGCCUCAGAAGCAGUGCCAAGGGUGCUUUCUGGAGAUCCUCAGAACAUCUCUGAUAUGGAUGCCUUCAACUUGCUCCUGGACAUGAAAAUGAAGCGACGGCGUGAACGGCCUAACCUUCCGCGUACUGUGACCCAGCUGGUGGCUGAGGAUGGGAGCAGGGUAUACGUGGUGGGCACUGCUCACUUCAGUGACGACAGCAAGCGGGACGUAGUGAAGACUAUCCGGGAGCUGCAGCCCGAUGUGGUGGUUGUGGAACUCUGUCAGUACCGUGUAUCCAUGCUGAAGAUGGAUGAGAGGACACUGCUUCGAGAAGCCAAGGACAUCAACCUGGAGAAGCUGCAGCAGGCUGUCAGGCAGAAUGGCCUCAUGUCUGGACUCAUGCAGAUGUUGCUGCUGAAAGUGUCUGCGCACAUCACUGAGCAGCUGGGCAUGGCCCCUGGUGGCGAGUUCAGGGAGGCCUUCAAGGAGGCCAGCAAGGUACCAUUCUGCAAAUUCCACCUGGGUGAUCGGCCCAUCCCAGUCACCUUUAAGAGGGCCAUUGCUGCACUCUCCUUUUGGCAGAAGGUCAAGCUGGCCUGGGGCCUGUGCUUCCUGUCAGACCCAAUCAGCAAAGAUGAUGUGGAGCGCUGCAAGCAGAAGGACCUGUUGGAACAGAUGAUGGCGGAGAUGAUUGGGGAAUUUCCUGACUUGCACCGGACCAUUGUCUCCGAGCGUGAUGUCUAUCUGACCUAUAUGCUGCGGCAGGCCGCACAGCGCCUUGAGCUUCCCCGAGCCUCUGACGCUGAGCCCAGGAAGUGUGUCCCAUCUGUGGUUGUGGGAGUUGUUGGCAUGGGUCAUGUGCCUGGCAUUGAGAAGAACUGGAGCACCGACCUCAACAUCCAGGAGAUCAUGACAGUUCCCCCACCAUCCAUCUCAGGCAGAGUGUCCCGGGCGGCCUUGAAGGCUGCCUUCUUUGGCCUGCUGGGCUACAGCCUGUACUGGAUGGGCCGUCGAACCGUGAACCUGGUCCUAUCACUGCCUGCUGCACAGUUCUGCGUACAGAGGGUGAGCGAGGCCCGGCCAGGCUGGUAGAAGGACCAUGCAAGGAAGAGACCACACCCAGGCCCUCUACUCCUCUGCAUCACAUCUGGUGCUUCCGAGGAGCUGGCACCUCCUGUCUGGGGAUAUCCCUGGGUGUAGAUGCAUCAAGCCACCCCCUAUGGGGGCCUAGGCCAGGCUUCCCCUGCCUUUCCCAUGCCCAGCCCACCCAAAUAAAGAAUAUUUAACUGUCUGA
Messenger RNA from Psammomys obesus (fat sand rat), 1528 nucleotides. It is a transcript of the gene Trabd, whose product is annotated as TraB domain containing. NCBI's taxonomy places the organism in Eukaryota, Metazoa, Chordata, Mammalia, Rodentia, Muridae. The coding region runs from base 190 to 1326 and encodes 378 amino acids. The transcript is spliced from 9 exons. The record is from RefSeq and is a predicted model, not a curated record.